UGAAUUCCCACAAUCAUAAAACAAACGACUCUGAAUUCUUUUGUUUUCUUCUUUCAUUUCAUCACAUCACAUGGCACUUUCCACUUCCAUCCCCCUCCACCACCCCAAGCUUUCAAGGUUACAUUUAUAAUAGUAUAGUACUAGCUAUACAUACCUCAACUACUUCUAUUUUCCAUUCAUUCAUAUUAAUGUUUUUAAUCGACCAUGCCCCUUAUCGAUGAUUCUCCAACACGCUUCUCCCAUCUCUCACUUCCACUUCUCUCCACUCUCCUCUCUCUGCCCCGGUAACAGUAACACCCCAUUCCCCUUCUCCAGAAGAAGGCGAAAGCGCUUAUUCGCCAAUUCCGGCUCCCGCAAAUUCCGCAGAAAAUGCACCGUCCGCUUCUGCGCCGUUCCCUCCUCCGACAACAACCACCCAAACUGGAACGCCGAUUUCGCCAAUUCCGCGCGCAGAACCGCCACAACCUUCGUUCUCAAACGAAUUUCCAACAACAACAACAACAACAACAACAACAACAACAACGAUAACGAUGUUAUCGUUACCGAAUUACAAGCACCACCGCCAUCGGUUCAAUUAGGUUCAAACUUCACCGGUUUCAGCGAGGAUCCUAUCGUGGAUAAGCUGAGGACGCAGCUAGGGGUGAUACACCCGAUUCCCUCCCCUCCGAUUAACCGCAACGUCAUCGGCCUGUUCGUCUUCUUCUUCUUCGUCGGCGUCGUGUUCGACAAGCUGUGGACUUGGCGGCGGCGGCGGAGCAAGAACAACAGCGGCGGCGGCGAGGACGGGCUUGGCGUGUGGCCGCAGGUGCCAACGAGCUUCUCGCUGCUUCUGGAGAAGGAUUUGCAGAGGAAGGAGUCGGUGGAGUGGGUGAACAUGGUGUUGGGGAAGCUGUGGAAGGUGUAUAGAGGAGGAAUUGAGAACUGGAUCAUAGGGCUGCUUCAGCCUGUCAUUGAUAAUCUCAAGAAGCCUGAUUACGUGCAGAGGGUUGAAAUUAAGCAGUUCUCGUUAGGGGAUGAACCCUUGUCUGUUAGAAACGUUGAGCGCAGGACUUCUCGCAGAGUCAACGAUUUGCAGUACCAGAUAGGCCUUAGGUAUACAGGUGGUGCUCGCAUGCUGUUAAUGCUUUCUCUGAAAUUUGGCAUCAUUCCAAUUGUUGUACCCGUUGGUGUUCGAGAUUUUGACAUUGAUGGUGAACUUUGGGUAAAAUUAAGGUUAAUACCAACAGAGCCUUGGGUGGGAGCUGUUUCAUGGGCUUUUGUUUCACUCCCAAAGAUCAAGUUUGAAUUGUCUCUAUUCCGUCUGUUCAAUUUAAUGGCUAUUCCAGUUCUCUCGAUGUUUUUGACUAAACUUCUCACUGAAGAUUUACCUAAACUAUUUGUACGCCCAAAGAAAAUAGUUUUAGAUUUCCAAAAGGGAAAAGCUGUUGGUCCAGUUGCUGUUGGUGUUAAAUCUGGAGAAACGCAAGAAGGAAACAAGGAUUCUGUGGGUGAACUAUCUGUUACUCUGGUGGAUGCUCGAAAGCUUUCUUAUAUUUUUUACGGCAAGACAGAUCCUUAUGUUAUUCUUAGCCUUGGAAAUCAAGUUAUACGCAGCAAAAAGAACAGUCAAACUACUGUAAUUGGACCCCCUGGAAUGCCAAUUUGGAAUCAGGAUUUUCAUAUGCUUGUUUCCAACCCUAGAAAGCAGAAGUUAUUCAUCCAAGUAAAGGACGUUCUAGGAUUUGCAGAUUUGACUAUUGGUACAGGAGAGGUUGAUUUAGGAUCUCUCAAAGACACUGUUCCAACAGACAGAAUUGUGGUUUUACAAGGAGGUUGGGGAUUUUUAGGAAAGCGCUCUUCUGGGGAGAUAUUACUUCGGCUAACAUAUAAAGCAUAUGUGGAGGAUGAGGAAGAUGAUAAAACUGAGGUGUAUGCCAUUUAUACUGACGUUUCUGAUGAUGAGUUGUCUGAUUCAGAAGUAAAUGGUACUAAUGAGAAGGAUGAAAGAGAUUCUGCGUAUGAAACAGAUAAGGAGUCAUUUAUGGAUGUUUUGGCAGCAUUAAUUGUUAGCGAAGAAUUUCAGGGGAUAGUAGCAUCUGAAACAGGGUUUAGCAAAGUUUUGGAUAGUGGCUCAAAUGCUGGACCUAGAGUGUCAAAAUCUCAAGUUCCCAAUGUUGAACCAAUUCCUUCUAGUUCUGAUAAUUCCGAAGGUUUUGGAGGGUCAGCUUUACUUUGGCUUGCUGUGAUUACUAGCAUAUCACUACUAAUUGCUCUCAACGUUGGGGGAUCCAGUCUCUUCAAUCCCUAAGGUUGGUCAGUAGAUAUAAUUAGAUCAAUUUUCUUUUAUCCGCUAUUUACAGUGUUUGUAUAUUCGUGAGUGCUUCUGAUGGAGAAAAGCAUCUACCGGCGGCGCAUAUUUUUGGCUUCAUUUUGUGAGAGCUACAAAUUUUAUUUCAGCUUAAAUGUGUGUAUUACUUGUCUAUAUGCAAGCAUUUUCUUAUACCCGGCAAUAAUAUAAUAACAGGCUUCUCAUUUUACUGGCCGGAGUUUUUUUUUUCUCUCUUUUUUUAGAUAAACCAUGUCAUUCCAAUGCAUGGUGAAUGACGUAAAUUUCUUAUUUUAUUAGACAUUUUGCCUUUUGGUGUUUGAGGGUGAAAAUCGCCUGAUGAAAUCAUUAACGGUUGUUCAUAUAUGAUAAUGGUAAA
Messenger RNA from Glycine soja, 2684 nucleotides. Its product is annotated as tricalbin-3-like. Bases 218 to 2287 code for a protein of 689 amino acids. Lineage: Eukaryota; Viridiplantae; Streptophyta; Magnoliopsida; Fabales; Fabaceae. The record is from RefSeq and is a predicted model, not a curated record. Gene Ontology annotation, molecular function: lipid binding. The transcript is spliced from 9 exons.